AACUUUUGACACUGUUAAUAACAUUUUUGACUGAAGGGCCGCCAUAAAUCAUGUUUUCCCCUCACUGGCCUGCGGGAUAUAUUUAUUCCAGCUGUAGAACAAAUCAUUUGUUGUUCUUCAGUUUGUGACGGCUCCGUCCGAACCCUCCGUGAUAUCGCAAACCAGGAAGUGGCAGCUUCCCAACGUCUACGACAAGCUGGCUGGUAGUUCACGCAAUGAAAGAACUUAUACAUUGGAAAACAUAAAAGACGGUGUUGUUAUUUAACAACGAAGUAGGUCAUUUGUGCGGCUGAGCGUCGUUUUUGAAGAUAAAUUUCAUUGUAACGACUCGAGACCGGAAGGACUGCUAGCAAGCUUGUUGUUUAGCUAUCUGGCAGAAUUGUCGACAGCUAACAGUCAACGUUAGCAGGUGUUGUGAUGGCUGUGCCGCACAUACAGUUGUCCGUUGCAGUAAUUUUACUCUUAGUGCUGCUGUCGGGGUGUAACGCGAGGAUACACAAGCUCAGGCUAGAGAACGAGACACGGUUUGCCAUUGACCUCAACAAUUUUGGUUUCUUUGCAAAUGGAUUUCUGAAUGUGAGUCUGUCCUCCCUGUGGAUCAAUGACACUGUGAACUACAACCUCUUCCCAGUUGGCUUCAGCCUGUCCAGGUCUCGAGUUAAUGGGGUGUUGUCGUACACAGCGGAGGAGACCGAGGCGUGCCCGCCCACGAAGACCACCAACGACGAACCUCUCAUUCUUUUUCUCAUUGACAGCAAGCAUCUGUUGGUCAACGUGAGCUCCAUGGGCGUUCAGGAUAACUUCCUGAUUGCCAAAGCCAAGUCGGAUGAACCUAAAGAAAAACAGAAGGUUACAAAGAGGGCUGCUGACGAUUCAAAUGGGAAACCAGGAAAGUCAGACACAAAUCAAGAUGAUGAUAAAGACAUCCCAGGAGGUCAGGAAAAUGUACCACCAGCAAAUGAAAAGUCAAACCCUGUUGAGGAUGCUAAGAAACCGGAGGAAACUACAUUCCUGCUGAACAAUUCAGUCAACCCGAUUUUAGCCCUGGACAAAAGGAAUGGCUUAUACAACUUCAGCUUCCGCCUGGUCAUUGGCUCAAAGGAUCAGGGUCUGUACAGCCUGAAGUUCCACUACUGUCGGAACAAGGUGGCCGGAGUCAAGCUGCCUUAUGCCUUGACGUUGGACGUGGUAGAGAAGAACCCAGGGAGCUUCCUGUCUGCAGCCGAAAUCCCCUUGUCUCGUCUUUACAUAUGUAUGGCCGGAGUCUUCUUCGCUGCUGCUAUGGUGUGGGUCUACACGCUCAUGAAGCACAGAUACAGCGUGUUUAAGAUCCACUGGCUGAUGGCUGCACUGGCAUUCACCAAGUCCACAUCUUUAGUUUUCCACAGUAUCAACUACCACUUUAUCAACAUCGAGGGUCAUCCUAUCGAAGGCUGGGCCGUCAUGUAUUAUAUCACACACCUGCUGAAGGGGGCGCUCCUGUUCAUCACGCUGGCACUAAUUGGGACGGGCUGGGCUUUCGUUAAAUACAUCCUCUCUGACAAAGAGAAGAAGAUCUUCAUGAUAGUCAUCCCUCUGCAGGUGCUGGCGAAUGUUGCCUAUAUCAUCAUCGAGUCGACAGAGGAAGGCUCCAGUGAGUACUAUCUGUGGAAGGAGAUCCUCUUCCUGGUGGACCUCAUCUGCUGCGGAGCCAUCCUGUUCCCCGUCGUCUGGUCCAUCCGUCACUUACAGGAGGCUUCCAGCACAGAUGGGAAAGCUGCCAUGAACCUGGAGAAGCUCAAGCUGUUCAGGCAUUACUACGUCAUGAUCGUUUGCUACAUCUACUUCACGAGGAUCAUAGCCAUUUUGCUGAAGAUCACAAUGCCCUUCCAGUGGCAGUGGUGUUACGAGUUUCUGGUGGAAGUGUCCACUCUGAUCUUCUUUGUGCUGACUGGCUACAAGUUCCGACCGGCGUCCAACAACCCGUACCUGCAGCUGCCUCUGGACGAAGAGGACGUGGAGAUGGAUGAAGUAGUGACGGAGUCGGGCGCUCUGGAGGGAAUCUCUAAAGUUAAGAAGACGUCUAACGGACGCGAGCGCCAGAAAGAGCCCACUCUGUGAGCAGGAGGCUGAGUGGGUGGGGGGGACCAGCCGGGGUCGGGGUGGGGGCUCAUAUGGACCAAGACCCCCCACCACCACUUCUGCUGACGGCUCUCUGUUCAAAACUCUUCAAGUGGUUGCAAAGCUUCAUGCCCACUGUCUGGCUAUGCAAAACAUAAAAAAACAACAACAAAAAAGAUGGCUAACAUGACGGAGGUUGUCCAUUUUCUUUUGGGGGUGCUUCACCCAAAACCUGAAGAGCUCCAGGAGGGUUUUUUUUUUUCUGGACGGGUGGGAAAAUGGAACACAGCUCUGAAAUUCUUUUUUCUUCUUCUCUGUUUUUCUCCAAAGCUUGUUAUUAUUAUUAUCAUUAUUAUUAUAGACAAAGACUUGGGUGUGUUUAUGCCAGCUAUGUAAAAACGGUACUCCUGCGUCCUGCAGGUCGCAUCUUUUUUUUUCUUCUUCUUUUUUUUUUUACUGUAACAUGGAACUAACGUAAUGUGACACAAAUCUAGGUUUUCCUGAUUUGGAUGCAAUAGCCCAUUCUCAGGUGAAAAGAAAGAAAGAAAAAUCGUUGUUAUGGAGGAAACAGAGCUUCGUUUCUCACCAAUCACACUGCACCGUACAUAUUUUGCUCAUUGAUUUUUAGGUUGGAAUAAUCAACAGCAGGAUGUUUUAUUUUAUUUUAUUUAAUUUAAUUUGUUUGGUUUCAGUAUGUUGCUGUCUUUUGCGUAUUGAAAUGUUUUCCAGUAUCAUUGUGUGUGUCGGAGGACGAGGCGUUUCCUCCCAGUGUGUCAUUUUGGAGUGCUGCUGUAAUUUAGUGCUUUAGUGGUUGAAGAUAACCUGCUUAUUCCACCUUACUGACUUGAGGACCUUUAAUUAAAGUGACAGUACUUUUAGAUCAGGCACCAGGCUCUAAAGUGACCAGAGCUGUGGCCAGAUAUAUGUAUAUAUAUAUAUGUAUAUAUAUACAUACAUAUUUUUCGGUUAUUUUUGGCACGGCUGAGUCCACUUUACCUACUUUUGGUUUUUAACCAUUUUUUGCUCUUGAUGUGAAGUUUUUGAUUAAUUCCAGUUGACUUCAGCAGCCGGACAGGGUAGAAGAUCAUUCAGUAACAGGUGAUUUGUAAAUAUGACUGUUCAUAAAAGAAGAGACAGAUUACACUUUAUGAACUGCACAGUGUUUCAGGAUGGAUCAGUUUCAGUGAGAUUUUUGAAUCUUUUCUUUUAUUCCUUGAAAUGAACCCCAAUCACAAGAAAAGUGAGACUGAGAUUUAACCACAGUCACUCCUGGUUCACUCCUUGAUCUGCAGUGUUGCCACACAGGCAGCCCGUCUCCACCUGCCGGGAGUCCACAGGUAAACAGUCCGAACAGAUUUACAGGAGUUGGAUAAAGAGAUUUUUUUUUUUUUUUAAUUGUUACAGAAGGUUAAUGGAUGUAAGAAUUGCCACAAUAAAGUUGGAGUUUUUUGAAAGCUC
Messenger RNA from Xiphophorus hellerii (green swordtail), 3558 nucleotides. RefSeq names its product protein GPR108. Lineage: Eukaryota; Metazoa; Chordata; Actinopteri; Cyprinodontiformes; Poeciliidae. The transcript is spliced from 18 exons. Gene Ontology annotation, cellular component: membrane; Golgi apparatus. The coding region runs from base 418 to 2100 and encodes 560 amino acids. The record is from RefSeq and is a predicted model, not a curated record. Gene Ontology annotation, biological process: transport.